AACUGCAACACAUUUAUGGUGAUUGUCACCCAGAGAUCUAUGCGUAAAUUUGUAUUAUCUGAAACUUUUGAUUACUUGUGUUACAGAGUUGCCUCAAGUGAAGCUGUCAAUUACAGAACCCUUUCACUAAAGGAUUUAGUCAAGUCUGUUAUGGCUGAGGGUGGCUGGUCGGACUUGCUGUGCUCAGGAAAAGAAGGUGGACAGCAUCUGGAUCUUGCACUUGUUUUUGUUGGGAAAGAGUUGCAAUCUGUGGAUAUUUCUAGACCCAAAAAUGCCAAUUCGGGGCUUGUGGACUUGCUGAAGGCCUCUGUUGCAAAGUCCAAUUUUUCUUUGGCAUUCCCCUACAUUGAUGCAUCAGAGGAGAGAGAAUCAGUGGAAAGCUCCUUGAUUUCAGAAUUUACAAACACGUGUGGGCAUGGUCUUGAGGCCAGCAACAUUGCUUUCUCGCAAUCGUGCUCUGUAGAGGGUGGAAAUUUUGAGAAACUCACUGAUAUCCACUCAGUUCAGAACUAUCUGCUAUCAAGGAUCACUAAGCAAUCCAAGGGGCAGCCAAAUUUGAUUGUUCUCUGCGAUCAAGGUCACCGUACUCUGCGAGGAGCUGAAGAACAAACCUCUGAAGGACAAGUUUUAUCUCAACUACUCAGUUAUGUGGAGAAUCUGGGAGCCAAAUACACUGCACUCUAUGUGUCAGAUCCUUUUAGGUCAAUUCAGUUCCCCUCUCAUAGGGAAGUAGAAAGGUUUCUUGCUGAAGGUACUGGAAAUAAAUCAGUCGAUGGCUGUGAUGGAGUUUGCCGAAUUAAAUCCUCAUUUUUGGAGGGCAUAUUUGUGGCAAUUGUCUUGCUUAUAAUUUUGAUAUCUGGCCUUUGCUGCAUGAUGGGAAUUGAUACUCCCACAAGGUUUGAGGCCCCUACAGAUUAAAGCUUGUGCAAGAUAAAUUCAUAUUCUGAGUUGCUUUGAUUGCAGUAAUGUGAAUGUAUCUUUAUGGUAUGCAUAAGCCUGUAAUUUUUGUUUAUUUGUCAUACAACACUCGCUUGUAUCAGCAGUAUAGAGAGUGUUACAUUCUAAUAAUGUUAUGGCCAUUCUUGAUUUUUUUUUGGUUAUAUAUUCUUCUGCACGUACUGAGUUUCGGUUA
Molecule: messenger RNA, 1132 nt
Organism: Solanum tuberosum (potato)
Lineage: Eukaryota; Viridiplantae; Streptophyta; Magnoliopsida; Solanales; Solanaceae
Exons: 7
Coding region: 16-918 (300 amino acids)
Source: RefSeq, a predicted model, not a curated record